Molecule: messenger RNA, 999 nt
Organism: Hydra vulgaris (swiftwater hydra)
Lineage: Eukaryota; Metazoa; Cnidaria; Hydrozoa; Anthoathecata; Hydridae
Product: male abnormal protein mab-31-like
Source: RefSeq, a predicted model, not a curated record
AUGCAACCAGUUGGUCGUGGACGUCCAAGUGCCCCAACGACUAUUGUUGGAGUUGAUGAAAUUAUUCCUGAACAAGUUGUGUUAAAUGAAAAUUGGCGUUUAACGGAGCUUAGCCACAACAUAAGAGAACCACUAGAUGCUUUAAAGUGGCUGGCAAAGCGUAUUAUAAUAAAAAAUAAUGUGGAGUGCAACAAUUGUCAACAGCCGUUUAGUUUAAACGCAUAUAAAGAUGCCGCGGAUGCUUUCCGUUGGUACUGCAAGGGGUCCAAACAGAGGCAAAGUGUUAGAGAAGGAUCUUUUUUUAGCAAAAGUAGGCUACCACUACAAAAGUUAAUUUACCAUAUUUAUGGCUGGAGUCGAAAUAUGCCUCAAAAAGAAAUACAACACGAAGCCGGUAUGAACGACGCUAGUCAUACUUUUGCUGAUUGGGCCAACUUUUGUCGCGAUGUUUGCGAAGUUGAACUAGAAACAAAUCCUUCAGUUAUUGGUGUUAUUAACGCUGACGGGACACCGAUUGUAAUUGAAAUUGACAAAUCAAAGUUUUUUCAUUGCAAAUACCAUCGCGAGCAAUGGCGACCAGGUCAUUGGGUGUUUGGUGGUAUUGAAAGGGUUUCGCGGAAGUGUUUUUUAGUCGAAGUGCCAGAUAGAACUGCUGAGAGUCUCCAAAACGCAAUAUUGGAAUUUAUUUUGCCGGGAAGUCAUAUCGUUUCAGACGGAUGGGCAUCUUAUGCUGGGAUUGAAAGGCUGAAUGAUGGAAUUUAUUCCCAUGCUGUUGUUAUCCAUAAACGUCACUUUGUUGAUCCGUUAGAUAACGAAAUCCACACUCAAAACAUUGAGAAUUUAUGGAUGCGCGCUAAGUGUAAACUGCGGCAACAAUUUGGAACUUAUGAAGAUUUAUUUACAUCACAUCUUCAUGAAUUUAUUUGGCGACAAAGAUUUAAAGAAUUUCCAAUAUUCCCAGCAUUUCUUACUUGCAUUUCCCGUCAGUAUCCUCUAUAA